AUGCCUCGUCGGUGGCGUCUGAACGAGAAGAGGACCUUCUCGGGAGCGUUCGAUGCCAACGUAAGCGAGAUGGAGGCAGCCCUACGGCAGAGUCGUACUGAACUCAAUGCCGCAUGGGACGGCAUCGACAAGCAUCGGGGUGAUCUCGAGGCACGCAUGGUCGAGGUCGAUGGAGAUGGAAUCUCUCCAACCUGGAACCUAUGUGACCUUUUCGAGAGCAUGUGGGACAAGCGUAUCCCUCGAGACGCCAACGGCCUCAUCGUGCUGGACGAGUCUCCGAUAUGCGUCAAGCAUCUCCUGCGCGCCCUGCUCAAGAAAUCUGGUGCAGCUGCAUUGGAUAGCCCUUUCGGUUGCUCGGGGCAGGGUUGGCUUCGGACGAGGUGGCCUACCUCCCCACGAUCCUGGCGCCUUUCUGAGGUUUGCCCGCUAACCGAUAUCCUCCAGGGUUGGUGCCCUGGCAACCCGUCCCGGCUGCAUCUUAUCUACCGCGCAUCCCGCGAUGGCUGGGGUGGCGAGGCGUUUCACGAGUGCUGUGGAAAGGACAGUCCCGUCACGAUCACGUUGUUUCGCGUCUUAUCGAGCGCCGGAACCGCGGUGACCGAUACGAUCGUGGGUGGGUUCUCAAGAUCCUCGUGGAGUAAUAGCUGCCCCUUCUCACGGUUUUCGCCAGAUGCAUUCAUAUGCAUGGUCAAGUACGGUAGCGCUGACGGAUCGAGCAGCUUCCAGCCGUCGAAGUGGAUCCCAAGACGUGGCCUCCCAAACUACUUGGGCACUUCUUCACACGGGCCCUGCUUCGGCUCAGACCUUUGCAUGUCCUUGCACGAUGACAACGCCAGAUUCCUCCAUGUCGCCAUCGGCGCGUUUAAUGUUUCCGAAGAUUCUGCUUUCUUUACUUUGGGGGGCCAAACUGUCAAGGAAAUCGAGGUUUUCCGGGUGUGUCGUGAGGCCACGGCAGGAUCGCCACCGCCACCGCCACGUGCCAAGCCGGCGACCACAUCGGAAAACGGCCUCAUCGACCUCACAAGCGGUGGUCCUUCUGACGCCGCCACCGAGAGUUAUGACGACGACGUCCGCAUGUCUGGCGCCUUGAUCGCAGAGUCUCUCAUGGAGGAACGUGCCGCUCUACGCGAAGCUUUCGCGGAGCUAGCACAGCCGAAUACCAAGGCCGGAGAGUCUGUCAACGCCCUGACGGCAGUUUACGGGCCGGAUGUUGCAGCGGGCAAAGAAGACACCGUGGUGGAACUCAGCGUCCGUGAGACCAGGCUGACGACGUUGCGCUCCACCCUGCAGGCUUGCCCGGAUUCUGCCCUGGCCGCUCGGUUCGAUUAG
This is a messenger RNA of Ectocarpus sp. CCAP 1310/34, 1329 nucleotides long. NCBI's taxonomy places the organism in Eukaryota, Phaeophyceae, Ectocarpales, Ectocarpaceae. The record is from the annotation of a GenBank genome assembly.